AUGGAUAAACCACUAUCGGGCCCUCCGAAGACGAGAUGCAGCUCCAGCACGCGAAUCUACUCUAAAUCCGGCUGCCGCACUUGCAAGAUCCGACGGCUAAAAUGCGACAAGGGCCGGCCAGGCUGCCGGCGAUGCCUCUCCACCGGCCGCGUGUGCGACGGCUACGGCGUCUGGGGAGAAGGGCCCGCCGUGACACCCGUCAAUCUCCAGAACCGGACCCUGCAUGAUCUGUCGACACGCUCUCAAGUCGGUCCGAGGAAUGGUCUGGAGCGAGAGAGCUUUGACUGGUUUCGACAUCGAGCGAGCGUCAAGCUGUGCGGUGUCUUCAGUUCAAGGUUCUGGGACACAUUGGUCCUUCAGGCUAGUAUGACGGCUCCCUCGGUUCUCCAUGCGUUGCUCGCCUUGGGAUCUGCUCACAGGCUGGAGGUCAUGAGGUCAUGUCCACAGGAAGAGAUCAACAGCGAAUCCUGCAAACAACAGGAACGUUUCACUUUGGAGCAGUACAACAAGGCCAUUGCCUGUCUUCGGCCCCAUUUCGCAAAGACUGACCGCGACGCCUCGUCGACUCGAAUGGUUCUCAUAACGUGUGUUAUCUUUGUCUGUUUGGAGUUGCUUCAAGGGAGGUAUAUGGAGGGCCAAACUCACCUCGAGAACGGACUGAAUCUCCUCAGCCAGCUUCAGGCCGACCUGCAGCCUGCAGGGACACAAGGCCUUAUCGUACUGGGUCACCCUCAAGAAUCUGUCGACGACAGCUACCUGGCUGAGGCGUUCUCCCGCCUCUAUGCCCAAUCGUCACUCUUUGGACGCGUCCCAGGUGGAUGUUGCAAGUCGAAGUCACACGCUAUCGCUACUGUCCUCGCCGACUCUACCAUCCAGGCCCCACCUCCCCUGUUUGGCUCCAUGAGCCAAGCAAGGCAGCACCUCGAUGGGCUCUUCAACGCUAUCCACUGUCUCACGGUACAGUGUCCACGCGAUCGCAUAAUCCGGGAAGCCCCGAUAGAGUUGCUCGAUACACAAAGUCGCAUCCUAACUGGUCUUCGACUCUGGCAACGUGCUUACAAAGUCUCCCGCCUGAACCUGACGUCUCAGCUCAACGUCCGAGACGCACUAUCCUACCCACUCUUGGCCGUCUAUCAUACCAUGGCCGUCGUCAUGGCGACGACUUGCCUCGCCCUGCCGGACGAAUCAAUAUUUGACUCUUUCGAGGAGUCCUUUGUCUCUGUGGUGUUGGCUUGCGAGAACCUUUUGAAAGAGGCGAUUGCAACCAUUGUAGCAGACAAGGCGGAAGGCUACUGCUCAGGGGGGUUCAGCUUUACGGCUGACAUUGGGCUGAUACCACCUUUGUACUACACCGCUCUCAAGUGUCGUGUCCCCUCUCUAAGGCGUCGAGCCAUCGAAAUGCUCGCGACGGCUACACAUAAGGAAAGCAUAUGGAACGGAGCUGUCGCGGCCAGGAUUGCGCGUAAAGUGGUCACGAUAGAGGAAGAGGGAGCUGGCGUCAAUAUUGGCCGUGACCACAUCCCCCCUGACACGCAGAUGGCUGUGCCUAGUCCGUAUCGAGUUCGCCAAGUCUCAAUGGAUCUUUCUGAUCGUCUAGCAGAGAAGGCUAUUUUGACAUGUGAACGGAGGCGAAGCGAUGGGGGCUGGGAGUUGAUGAGAAAGGUGAUGCACCUGAGCUAA
This is a messenger RNA of Fusarium keratoplasticum, 1680 nucleotides long. Its product is annotated as Zn(2)-C6 fungal-type domain-containing protein. Bases 1 to 1680 code for a protein of 559 amino acids. Gene Ontology annotation, biological process: regulation of DNA-templated transcription. Gene Ontology annotation, molecular function: zinc ion binding; DNA-binding transcription factor activity, RNA polymerase II-specific. The transcript has 2 exons. NCBI's taxonomy places the organism in Eukaryota, Fungi, Ascomycota, Sordariomycetes, Hypocreales, Nectriaceae. The record is from RefSeq and is a predicted model, not a curated record.